Molecule: messenger RNA, 2643 nt
Organism: Clonostachys byssicola
Lineage: Eukaryota; Fungi; Ascomycota; Sordariomycetes; Hypocreales; Bionectriaceae
Source: the annotation of a GenBank genome assembly
AUGCACGCGAAAUUGGCCUUGGCUACGGCCCUUCUCGCGGCCUCGUCGGUCACCGCAUUCCCGAACCGACCGCGAAUGCACUACCCUCGACAAGUCAAGCGACAAGUCUUCAACAAUGGCACCAAUCCUGUCGAUUCCACUGCCACUGAUAGUGUGACGCUGCCGAAUCUCAUUGCCCCGACGACAGACGCCACUACCGGCAUCACCAUCGCGCCUACCGGUAUUGUCGGAACUUCCAGUGAUGCUGUCGCCACCAGCUCGCGGCACAACAACCUGGAUGAUUUGUUGAGCUCACUGAGCUCAGUUCUCAACUCUUCGUCCUCAAGUGAGGAUGCGUCGUCAACACAACCCUCAACCGACUCGUCGGCGGCGGCAACGACCAGUGCGGCAGCAACGACUAGUGCAGCGGCAACCACGAGUGCAGCAGCAACCACAAACCCUGACCCCACAACCACCGCGGCAGGGACGACGACCUCGGCGGCUCAGUCAUCUGACGUCCAAUCCAGCUCUGCCGCACAGCAAUCAUCAGAGCCUGCUCAAACUACUUCCGCGGCUCAGACAUCGGCGCCCCCUGCCACGUCCUCAGCAGGCAAUGGACUCUCAUCGCUUAUCUCGGACAUCGUGGGCCCUAGUAGCUCCGAGCCUGCUCAAACCACUUCUGCAGCGCAGACAUCGCAGCCUCCCGUUGUCAGCAGCUCAGCCGUUCAGACAUCUGAGCCGCCCGCUCCCACUACCACUGCCGCGCAGACAUCCGAUCCUGCUCAAACUACUUCCGCGGCUCAGACAUCGGCGCCCCCUGCUACGUCCUCAGCAGGCAAUGGACUCUCAUCGCUUAUCUCGGACAUCGUGGGCCCUAGUAGCUCCGAGCCUGCUCAAACCACUUCUGCAGCGCAGACAUCGCAGCCUCCCGUUGUCAGCAGCUCAGCCGUUCAGACAUCGGAGCCUCCUGCUCCAACCACGUCGGCUGCGCAGACAUCGGCGCCCCCUGCUUCCUCUUCAGGCAACGGACUUUCAUCGCUUAUCUCGGACAUCGUGGGCCCUAGUAGCACCGAGCCUGCUCAAACCACUUCUGCAGCGCAGCAAUCGUCUGGUGCUGCUACUACUUCCGCAGGCCAGCAGACAUCUGAUGUUGUGACCAGUCAACCAGUGCCAACUUCUUCUUCUGGAAAUAUCAUCUCUGAUAUUCUCUCCACGUUGUCAUCAAUUCCUAGUCUGUCGGAUCUGAUCCCCACUUCGUCAGACAUUAUUCCUACGACUUUGAUUCCUACGUCCACAGGCAUUCUUCCCACCGGUACCGAUUCAAUUUCUAUUCCUACUGGAACCAGCCUGGGCCCAUCUGGUACUGACACCAGCCUGCCGCCAACUGGUAGUGGAACAAGCUUGCCUCCUACUGGAACUGGUUCUAGCCUGCCUCCUACUGGAACUGAUACCAGCUUGCCUCCUAGUGGAACAGGCACUAGCCUUCCUCCUACUGGAACUGACACCAGCCUGCCUCCUACUGGAACUGGUACCAGCUUGCCUCCUACCGGAACUGAUACUAGCUUGCCUCCCACUGGAACUGGUACUAGCCUGCCUCCUACCGGAACUGACACCAGCUUGCCUCCUACUGGAACUGGUACUAGCCUUCCUCCCACUGGAACUGAUACCAGCGCUCCCCCAACUGGCACUGUUACGUCCGGUUCCGCUUCUGGCACUGCAUCUGGUUCUCAGACUCAGCCCACCGCCACAGGAACCGAGGCCUCUGAUUCUGGCACUCAAACGCGUCCAACUGAGACUGGAGACCAAUCUGCAACGGCCACAUCUGGUAUUGUCACUUCUGGUGUGCAAAGCCAGACCGAUGUUCCUACUUCUGUUGCAACCGGCGCUCCCACGACAAGUGAGAGACCACCUGUCACUAGCAUUAGGCCCACCGAGACUGCUUCCAAAUCGGAUGACUGGCUUCCAACAACCAUCGUCGGCGACCCAACUUCAUUCUCAUUCUCGGCACCCUCCGUCAUUCCCACCGGCACCUCCAGCGGCAGUGCGUUCCCCACCAACCUUCCUGCUGUUCUUCUCCCUGAUCAGCAGAAGCCUCAGCCUGAUGGAACCAAACUGAUCGAGGUUGGUUUCUUGUAUGCUCUGAACUAUGAGCACGUGGCCAAGAAUACUGUUGCUGCUGCCCAGAUCUUUUCUUAUCUUCCUCGAGCUCUGUCUAAUGCUGGAGGAUUUCAAAUUGACAAGAUGCAAAUCACGAGACUCGAGCCCCUUGACACUCUUGCCAAGUACGGAUACUGGACCACUAUCGCCAAGUUUUACUAUCCCGAGAAUCUCCUUGACAAGCUUCAGGCCGAUAUCUUUGCGCUUUAUGGUGCUGCCAUGUUCAUUGUCGCCCGCCGUUACAAGCGCAAGAGACAAUCCUCGUCUCACCACCGAUCCAGCUCCGUCACUGGUAGCGACAGGUCUUCAGAGAUGCAGUACGCUGGCAACGGCAGCCCUGCCCUCAUGGGAGGUGCGCUCUUGAGCCGGGACAUGUCGAGUUAUGGUGGGGCAAUAGGCGGUGGUCGAGAGAGCCACGGCAGUGGUCGCAGUGGAAUGGGCAACUCUGCCCGCACUGCCAACAUCUCAGCCCCAGUUGCUGCAGAGAACUCGCUCGGCUGGCGCUGA